AUGACAACCUGUAUCUCACCAGAACUGUUCGAUUAUUCAAGUGAUCGUACAAGCAUUUCUCAGCUGUCUAGAAUACUAGGCAAUAAAUUCAUGGAUGCCUACAUAGGACUCGGAGCAAAUCAGAAGCUCCAGACUGAAUUAUAUAUACUGUCUUACUUACUCAAAGAUCGUGUUUAUCCUGAUGAUCUUUGGCACCUAGUCGGGGAGCGCAGUAUAGAGGCGAAGCAAGAAGAAAUCUUGGGCAGGCACCAAACCAUCUGUCAUGAGAGUGAUGCAGGGAGGCACGCGGCUGUAGAACGCUUUCUCAUUGAAGAGAGGAGGAAACAUUGCAAUAUGGAGGUGUCUUUAUACUCGCAGGCUAUCGGAAUGUUGGAGCAACUCCGAAUGCUACAUAUCAGAGCGCCAGCCAAGCACGAGAUCAGGACUCCCUCAGCAACCUCGAGGCAUGCGGCUGCAUUUUUGCCCUGUGUACCUUUACCCUGUGCACCUUUGGCUUGCUCGAUUGUUACGCGAGACAUAUGUGACACUUGGUCAACGAGUAAUGACGCAUACCUCAACAAGGCUGUGAGACAUUUUGGCAGCUCUUGUCCACCCCAUGUUCCCCAUCAGGAAAGGUCAGCAUCCGUCAUUUUAAUGACCUUCAUUGCCCCUACUGAGCACAUGGAUUACCGUCAAAACACAAGAAGCCUUUACGAUGCAUUCCGAACGGAGCUGCGCAUGCAGGCAGAGCUGAUGACGAAGCUAAGAUGUGCCGUGCCAAAGCUGAGAUUCAGCUCUAUACCCUGGCAAUUCAAAACACCUUUGAAUUUACCUCCUCUGAUCGCAGUUCACAAACACCCCGGGACCAAACUAUACCACAACCUCCACUCCCCGAAGAACUGA
Suillus discolor is the source of this 882-nucleotide messenger RNA. RefSeq lists its product as uncharacterized. Lineage: Eukaryota; Fungi; Basidiomycota; Agaricomycetes; Boletales; Suillaceae. The transcript has 6 exons. The coding region runs from base 1 to 882 and encodes 293 amino acids. The record is from RefSeq and is a predicted model, not a curated record.